UAAGGGGCACAGCAGGAACCCAGCAUAGACUUUUUAUCAUUCCAGAAUGUACCAUCUGAUGCGCGUCCCCCUCUCCUCCCCCUGCGCACUGGAGCGGUCGAGCCCACCCUGUCUUAAGCGCGCGCCAUGGUUCAGUCCAGACCAGAACAUCAUGGCGAUAGAUGGUGGAGAGCGGAAUUGUGGAGUACAUGAGCUUAUCUGCAUCAGAAAAGUGUCUCCUGAGGCUUUGGGGUUCCUGUCUGGCAUUGGCGUGUUCAUCUUUCUUGUGAUUGUACUCUUUCUUUACCUCAAUAACAAACUGUCCCUUGAGAGUGCCAACCAACUGCCCAGCCUCGACCAGUACAGGAAGAGCACAGAAGCAGCAGAUAAGAGUUACGUGAAUGCAGACUAUCACUGCUCGUCGUCAGACAGUGAUGAUGAGGUGAUUGGCCAGUACCAGGAGGCCGUGUCUCGAUCACAGGGUCUCCGGGUGGGGUCAGCGGGGACUAACUCACACCACCAGAAGGGCUAUGGCUGGGACACACGUAAAAAAUACUGCCCCCUAGCGGCUGAAUAUGAUGGCUACAGCAGCGAGGCCUCAGCAGAUGACGUAAACUGUAUCCAGCGGAUGAGACGGACUCCGCCAUUGGACGAGCUGCAGCCUCCACCCUAUCAGGAUGAGGAUGGGUCACCACGUAUGUCGUGCACACCCUCUGACCUGGGCGAUGCCAAAUGUGACCUUUCCCAUGGGAGUGAGAGCCCCAGACACAGCUAUGGGAAAUGUCCAAGCGAGGGCAGCGGAGCACAGGAAACAGAGAGUUUCCUUAACAAGGGCUAUGAAGAAGAUGUACCCAGUGACAGCACUGCUGUACUCAGCCCAGAGGAUCUGUCUGCACGUGGAUCAGCGGCUCAGCUUCCUAAAGGUUAUGACCCCGAGCCUCUCGCUCAAUACGGAACUCUCGACGUCGUCUUCGACUAUGACUCGUCUGACCAGCGUCUGUCCGUCACGAUAACAGCACUGACGGACAUUCCUUCUCUCAAACGCACGGGUAACAUCUCCUGGCAGGUGCAUCUAGUGCUGCUGCCCACCAAAAAACAGAGGGCAAAAACCAUCAUCCAGCGUGGACCCUGCCCCGUCUUUACAGAGACAUUUCACUUCAGCCAUAUCGAGUCAGAGAUGAUUGGGAACUAUGCCGUCCGGUUCCGCUUGUACAGCGUCCGCAGGAUGAAGAAGGAGAAGGCUCUCGGAGAGAAGGUGUUCUACCUCACCAAACUCAACCUGCAGGGCAAGAUGUCAGUCCCCAUCAUACUGGACCCCUGCUGCAACAUACCUGGCAGUGACUCUCAGGCAAGCUUAUCAGACGUGUCGUGCAGCGAGACGGCCUCGUCAUUCCCGUCUGCAGGUCAGGGAUCAGCUCCAGAGAUCCUGCUGGGCCUUGUGUACAACGCCACUACAGGACGACUCUCUGUGGAGGUCAUCAAAGGAAGCCACUUUAAAAACCUGGCGGCAAAUAAACCUCCCAACGGUUUGUUCUGUUGUCUAAAGCACUUGAUAGGUGGGCAGGUGUACAUAAUUCGAGACACUUAUGUGAAGCUGACUCUACUGAACUCAAUGGGUCAGGAGAUGUCCAAGUGCAAGACAUCGAUUUGCCGCGGCCAACCCAACCCCACCUAUAAGGAGACCUUUGUGUUCCAAGUAGCUCUGUUCCAGCUCUCUGACGUCACGCUCAUUCUGUCAGUCUACAACAAGCGCAGCAUGAAACGGAAGGAGAUGAUUGGCUGGAUCUCUCUGGGGUUGAACAGCUCCGGGGAGGAGGAGUUAACACACUGGACUCAGAUGAAGGAAUCGAAGGGACAACAGGUGUGUCGAUGGCACAGUCUUUUGGAGUCCUAGAACGUCAAUAAGUGACGGCAACAAUAUGUAAAGGGGUGGGGGGACUGAGAGCAGGUCAGGCCCUCGAACGGCCCCAAACCGACAGAGCUGGCCCCCACUGCAGUGCAUUAUGAGAAACGCGAGUAGUUCUGGGGAUGUAAUCUGCUCUCUUUCCCAAUGCAUUGCAGGAAAUGGGUUAGAGAAAAUGAUGAAAACAGGGUUAGAUAUGCCACACCGUUAAUGGAGGAAACACUAAUGAGAGUUUUGUUUAUUUAGAUAUUUAUUUGUAUAUUUUUUGACUUGACUUGAUGUUUCUAUUUUUGUUCUGCUUGAGAUGGUUGUUUCUAAUGGGGUUAUUGGCACAGUAAGAGAGAAAGAACAAACGAAUAUAUGUGUGAGUGUGAGAUCCAGGCAUGAAGGAUCUGCAAAGACGAGGCGAGUUAAAAUGUCUUCGCUCAGACAAUAACUGGCGUUCUGAGAUUACAUUGCUUUGACCUUAAAGCAGGGGUAAAAUUACUGUCUGGUUGACUAUAUGCCAUUCUGAGGCAUUUUAAUGGAUACUCUGACAGAUGUGCAGUAUCUGUAUGAAUGGCUUGCUUUCCUCGACAUGUGAUCAGAUUGUCUAGAUCUCAUUCUAAUACAUGAUGUAGUUCAUUCUACUUUGAAAUCUACCAUCAGAGUGCCAAUCCAGACUUCACUGCACACAGCCUGAGCCUGUCAUUCAGCGUUAAAUGUCAGCUAUUUUAUUCCACUCAUUUUAAAUAUAAUACCUAGCAAUCAGAAACACACCACAAAACGAAUAGAUAAUAGAAAAAUAUUCUUUUUAUUCUCAAUAUGACAUUAAGAGCCAAUAAGUAAGUAUAGAGCUUUUCAUGUAUUAACUAUACAUUUCUAGAAACAACUUAUAAUAUUAAUUUAAUGUAAUAUAAUACAUCUUUAAUAUAAUAAUACACUAUUAAUAAAAAUAUGAAAUAUGUAAAAUAAAAUAUAAAUUAAAUUAUUUGUUGACUUAUACAGUCAUGAUUUGAAACACAUUAGUUUUAUAUCUAUUUAUUUUAUAUACAUGAAUAUCUUGUAAAAUAAAAGCAUUUAUUAAUUAAUUUAUUUCAUUUUACCAGUAAAUAGGUAAGCUAAGUGAACAGCUUUCUAUUUUAAUUAUAUGUGACCUUGGACCACAAAACCAGUCAUAAGGGUCAAUUUUUUAAAAUUGAGAUUUAUACAUCAUCUAAAAGCCGAACAAAUAAGCUUUCAUAUUUGGCCGAGAUACACUAUUUGAUAAUCUGGAAUCUGAGGGUGCAAAAAAAUCAAAAUAUUGAGAAAAUCGCCUUUAAACUUGUCCUUUAAAGAAGUCCUUAGCAAUGCAUAUCUACUCACAAAAAUACAUUUUUAUAUAUAUUUAUGGUAGGAAAUUUACAAAAUAUCUUCAUGGAACAUGAUCUUUACUUAGAUUUUUGGCAUAAAAGAAAAAUCGAAAAUUUUGACCCAUCUUGGCUAUUGCUACAAAUAUACCCGUGUGACUUAUGGCUGGUUUUGUGGUCCAGGGACACGUAUAUUACAGAAAAGCUUUUCUUACAAUAAAAUAAUAUAAUGUAAAUAAAAAAUUUGUCAUUAUACCAUAUUGACCAUAAUGUUUUCCAUAAAGGCCUGUUCGCACAAAGAACGACAACUAUAAAAAUAACCAUAAUAAUAAACCAAAUCACCCAAAUCCAUGUCCUAGACACACCAAUGCUAAGAGGUUUGACAAAUGGGAUUUAAAAAAAAAAAAAUGAUGAAGAACAGUGAGCAAAUGCAUCAUCAGCUCUUACUUCGACUUUGGAGCCAUGAGACCUUACGAAACCAUUUUUGCGUAGUUGCUAAUAUAUGGUGAAAUGAAGGCAGCAUUACAGUAAUUUAACGCCAUACUUUGAUAACAGACUGUUCCCUUCUAUCUUUUGUAUCGAAUUUGUGUGAUCUUACGGUCCUGAAUGUUAAAGUUUAGUACCUGAGACUCAACACUCAGUACUGCAACACUAGAGAUACAGAAUGCCAGUGUUCUGGCUGAAUGUCCAGUAGAGGACCAGUAAUGAAACUGUGAGGAUGUUUAGAGUACAUGAUGGUGAGGAGGCUUCUCAGCGCUUUUGCUCUGUCUUUACAAGUGUCCUGAUCUCUGUGCGGUCAACCUGUGAAAUCUGUCUUGAACUAGUUUCUUUCCUUUCUUGAGCGAUGGUCAACUCACUCAGUGAUUGUUAUGUACUGUAAACAGCACAUAGAUUUUGCUGAUCUAUUUUUGUAUCUAUAUAUCUGAGAAAAUGGACUCACUUUCUUGGUAAAUGUAUGAAGCUCUGUGAGCAGUAUGGAGUUGUAGACUUUGUUCUACUUUCACAGUUGAUAUUUGGUACUCUUUGGUUAAAAGAACUGUUUUAUUAGUGAAUGUGUCACUCAUUCAAUGUGCCGUUUCAAAAUAUGACAAGAUAAAUGUUAAAAAAAAAAAAAAAAAAAAAAAACACCUCUUCUUGUUACAGUUGCGGGUUGAUAGAAAAAAGUGUGAAAGAAGAGGGUGUAGUUUGUGUGAUGUUACAUACUGUUAUAUGUAUUCUUAGCUCUGUUGAUGUCAGCAUUUCAGGUGAUGUAUGAACCUGUUUACUCCACUCCUUAAAAAACGAGAGAAGAAAAAGGUCAGGUAUGGCAAGUAGCUAAAAUCUUUGAGCUGGUAUGUUUUGUAAGACCUGAAUUAAGCACAUUUUUAGGGCACAUAAUAGAGUCAUGAAACACAUCUUGUGAAAGAGUCAGACUGUGACAGUCCUCAGAGAGCCACAACUGGACAAUAUCUCCCUUACAGACCAUCUCCCACAAAACUCACAGCUGGGCUGAGCUUUCUCUCUCACGCUGGGAGAUGUUCUCAGUUCCUUCUUGGCAAACUGAGUAAAUAGUCCCAAAAUUUUAUUUUACCAUUCUGUCAACUAUUAAGCCUGAGAAAAUGCCACAGCUGUCAAAAUUACGAUGACAUAAUACAGCACAAUGUUGAAAUGUAGGAUGUUAAAUGCAUUAUGACUAGAAAACAGCUGUGUCACAAACUGACAUAAAGAGGCUGUUAUGUCUUACUUGUGACAGUUUUAUGAGUGGCUUGGCUUCCAAUUUAUUUUCCCACUAUAAAUGAGAAUCUGACUGUACCUUUAGUUAAAUAUGAUGGUUAUAUAAUGGCGCUGCCAGCCUGAAGUCCCUCAGGCUCAACCCUCCCAGUAGGUUCGGACCUGUCCAUCCAGGGAUAAAGUUCCCAUACAAAUGAACAAUUUGUUGUCAUUUAUGCACUCUCGUGUUGUUCUAACCUUGUAUUAUUCCAUGAAACACCAAUUGACAUGUUAGGCAGAAUGUUCAAGCUGCAAUUUUCCACACAACAAACAUGAUUUAUACUUCCAAGGUCCUGACUUCUUUGUCAGAAUUUGAUUCUGUGCUAUUUCCAAGUGUUUCCAAGAAAUUAUAUGGUAGUUUGUAUGGAACAGACCAAAAUUUAAGUCAUUGUUCAGUGAUAAUUGUACCUUCUGUCAGAGCUCAUCAUGUGUAGAAGUGCCAUUUAAAAAAAAAAAAAAAAAAAGAAUAAAAGCACAAAUGACAUUUGAGAGUUCUGACGGAAGGGAAGAUUAUCAAUGAAUAUUGUCUUAAAUUAUGAACUGUUCCACACAAAUCUAUCAUACACUACCAUUCAAAGGUUUUGGGUUAUGAUUUUUUUUAUGUUUAUGAAGGAAGUUUCUUAUGCUCACUAAUGCUGAUACAGUAAAACAAUUACAAUUUAUAAGAAUUGUUUUCUAGGUUAAUAUUUUAAAAUGUAAUUUAUUCCUGUGACUGUAAAGCUGAAUUUUAACCAUCGUUACUCCAGUCUUCAGAGUCACAUGAUCCUUCAGAAAUUAUUCUAAAAUAUGCUGAUUUGGUGCAGAAGGAACAAUUAUUAUUAUCAAUAUUGAAAACAGUUGUGCUGCUUAAUAUUUUUGUAUGAACUGUGAUACAUUAUUUCAGGGUUAUUUAAUGAAUAGAAAGUUCAAAUAAAUUGAUACAACAAAACAAAUCUAUUUAAAAUAAAUGCAAUGUAAAAGUAUUUGCUCAGCUUUUGAUCAGUUUAAUGCAUCUUUGCUGAGUAGUAUUAAUUUCUUAAAACAAACAAACAAAAAAUUACAGACACCAAACUUUUACAAUAGUGUAUGUCUUUAAAAGACUUGGAAUAUAGAACAUAUGGCAUUUACUUUUUUUGUAAUGCUUAAAAAAAAUGUUGUUUGUUUCUUUGCCCACGCUUUUAUUGUGUAUAAAAUAUCAUAUUUAACUGAAAAACAAAAAUAAAUAUGGGGUGUGAACAACACAAGACUUAGUAAAUAAUGACAACAUUUUCAUUUUACUAGGAACUAAAACAUUUUAUAAUUCCUGUUCUAGAAUUCUCAAACUACUUUAGCCUGAACAGACACUGGUAUGCAAAGCAAACGCUCUGCUGAUCUGACUGAGGUGUCUUUAAGGACAGUCGUGUCUUUACAGCUUGACAGAUGAAACAGCAUUUUCUCUUAUAAUGUUUAAUGUGUGUGAAUGAGUCCUACCAGUGCCUGAUAAAAGCUCACAGCUGUCACAGCUCCUCUCCCAUAAGGCUUUUCCACAGCUCUGCAGAAGUUUGUAUGUGAGAAGACGACAGACCAGUGAUGGUCAUUUUAGGAACCCAUCUUAUUCUGAACUCAGUGACAGGGGUUCUGUUUGAUUUACAGAACCAAUAAACACCAGCAUAAAAAAUGUUUUAGGAUUUAUUGCACAAGAAGCAUAGCACACUCUCCCUGUGCUCUCUAUGUAUCCCAACAUGAUUCAGGUGUAACAUGCCACUGACACCUUUAACUUUCACAAGGUGUGUUCCAACUAAAACCAGUUUUAAACAUUCUAUACAUGUUCUGAACAUUGUGUAUAUGUUUAUAUUUCCGAUUCUUCUUUUAAUUUUGCUGUUUCACUUUAUUCUCAAAAUGCUUUAAAAGAAUUGCCUAUAUACCCACCGAUUCAGUCGGUGCCUUACUUUUCUCUGGAGAACGUUUUUAUGAUGUUUUUGAAAUGUUGCAGCGUUGCUACAGCGAUGUUUUGUCACCUUGUGUAUUCAUACUUCUGUACCGCUGUAAUUUGAUUUGUAAAUGAAGUCUUACACGAUAACACAUUAAAAAGAUAAAUUUGUAUGUGAAUCUGUUUUGAAAAGAGACACAUCUGCUAAUAGUC
This is a messenger RNA of Ctenopharyngodon idella (grass carp), 7060 nucleotides long. It is a transcript of the gene syt14a, whose product is annotated as synaptotagmin XIVa. The coding region runs from base 47 to 1873 and encodes 608 amino acids. Lineage: Eukaryota; Metazoa; Chordata; Actinopteri; Cypriniformes; Xenocyprididae. The transcript has 9 exons. The record is from RefSeq and is a predicted model, not a curated record.